Verticillium nonalfalfae is the source of this 1878-nucleotide messenger RNA. RefSeq lists its product as uncharacterized. Gene Ontology annotation, biological process: nucleoside metabolic process. Lineage: Eukaryota; Fungi; Ascomycota; Sordariomycetes; Glomerellales; Plectosphaerellaceae. The coding region runs from base 1 to 1878 and encodes 625 amino acids. Gene Ontology annotation, molecular function: catalytic activity. The transcript has 3 exons. The record is from RefSeq and is a predicted model, not a curated record.
AUGACAUCCCCUAAGGCUCUCGAUAGCACCGACUCCUACACGAUCGCCUGGAUCUCUGCCUUGUCGAUCGAACGGGCUGCCGCAGAGAUCAUGCUCGACGAGACUCAUGUCCCUCCGAUCAACUUCACCAAGCACCAGACCGACCAUAACAUCUAUACAUGGGGUCGGCUGGGAGAGCACAACGUUGUCAUUGCCUCACUCGAAGCCGGGUCAUACGGGACUUCAAUGGCGGCGAAGACUGCCUCGAGCCUCCUUGCGUCUCUACCGUCCAUCCGCAUUGGCCUCUUAGUGGGAAUAGGCGGCGGUAUUGCUCGACCAACGGACAAUAACCAAGACAUCCGCUUGGGCGACAUUGUGGUCAGCCAGCCGGAUGGGACAACGGGUGGUGUAUGCCAGUACGACCUGAUCAAGGCAAAGACUGACGGCAAGCGCGAACGCAAAGGCAUCCUCGGAAAGCCUCCGACAGUGCUACUCAAUGCGCUUUUCAAGAUCCAGGCAGUGCACGAGCGCGAGGACUCCAAGGUUUCUUACUAUCUACAAAACAUGCUGGAGAAGUACCCCAAGAUGGGCAAGAAGUCUAACAGAAACCCUGGCUAUGCUCAUCAAGGCUCCGAGAACGACCGGCUGUUCCAGGCCUCCUGCGCCCAUACAUCUGGGUCGGACUGUCGGGAUUGCGAUCAAACUGGCGAGGUUCCACGAGACACUCGCGACACGACAGAUCCCGAGAUCUACUACGGCAUCAUUGCAUCAGGUAACACUCUUGUCAAAGAUGCGGCAGAGCGCGACCGGAUCGUUGAUGACGUUGGCGAAAACUGCCUCUGCUUCGAGAUGGAAGCGGCUGGCCUGAUGAAUUCGUUCCCCUGUCUUGUGAUCCGGGGCAUCUGUGAUUACGCGGAUGCUCACAAGAACGACCAGUGGCAACGGUACGCAUCAGCCACUGCCGCUGCAUAUGCCAAGGAGCUCCUCGCCUAUGUCCCGGCCGUCGAGGUUCAGGAGACCAAGCGGGCGCUGGAAGUGAUGGAGUCGGUUGACCAAAAACUCGACCUCGUGGGGCAUACGAUGAACGCGACAAAGACAAAGAUUGACAAUAUUGAAUCCAGCACUCACACCGACAAGAUAGAGCGAUGGCUGCGCCCGCCCGACCCAUCCAUAAACUUCAACGAGGCGAAAAAGGUCCGACAGGAAGGGGCCGGCGCGUGGCUCCUGGACCAUCCCGUUUUCCAGUCAUGGACCUCGGGGUCGCGCCGGCAUCUAUGGCUACAUGGCUUGUCAGGAUCUGGCAAGACAGUUCUGAGCACGACAGUGCUGGACCACAUCGCCAAAGAGAACGACCGGCUUCUCAUCAGAUUCUUCUUCGACUUCGGCGACAAGACGAAGCAGAGCGUAGACGGCAUGCUACGGUCGCUCGCCUUCCAGCUCUAUCAGAGUGAGGCAGGAUCGUCGGUUCUCGACGCGUCAUUCCAGACACACAAGGAUGGUCACCAACAGCCUGCUACGAAGAUACUCGAGGACGUUGUGACCAAGAUGCUCAGAGUCAAGAAAAAGGUCUUUAUUGUUCUCGACGCAUUGGAUGAGUCGACAACAAGGAGUGAUCUUCUCUUAUGGAUCAAGGCCAUCACUUCUGGAUCAGACCUGGGUCACGUCCAGCUGAUUUGCACAAGUCGGCCUGAAGCCGAGUUUCUGCGGGAGAUCCCCGAGAUAAUAGGCAGCAAUAACAAGCUGCCGUUAGAUAAACAAGCCGUGGACGGCGAUAUUGAUUCCUACGUCUCAGCUGAGCUCUCCCUUCGACGGGAAUUCCUCGACAUGCGGUUGUCGGAUGAUCUUCUUAGUCGGAUACGGAGCAAAGUUGGCGGCGGAGCCGAUGGCAUGUGCGUUUAG